Amaranthus tricolor (Joseph's coat) is the source of this 1660-nucleotide messenger RNA. Its product is annotated as 6,7,8-trihydroxycoumarin synthase-like. The transcript is spliced from 3 exons. Lineage: Eukaryota; Viridiplantae; Streptophyta; Magnoliopsida; Caryophyllales; Amaranthaceae. The coding region runs from base 41 to 1522 and encodes 493 amino acids. Gene Ontology annotation, molecular function: iron ion binding; monooxygenase activity; heme binding. The record is from RefSeq and is a predicted model, not a curated record.
UAGCCAAAUGCACACUAAUAAAAAUCCAAUAUAACACAUCAUGUUGUUUAUCAUUUACUUCAUCUUACUUCUAUUGCUUUUCAAACUCAAAAGACAUAAACAAUAUCGUUCUCCUCCAGGACCUAAAGGUCUUCCUAUUAUAGGAAACUUACACCAAUUCGACAAUUCAAAACCUUAUGUCUACUUGGCCGAGCUAGCCAAGACAUAUGGCCCGAUCUUGAGCUUGCGAUUCGGACGUGUACCAAUUAUUGUGGUUCAAUCAUCCAAGAUAGCCAAAGAGGUACUUCAUACACAAGACCUCAAUUUUUGUAGUAGACCAUCAAUGAUUGUAUUUCAAAAGCUAAGCUACGGUGGUUUGGACAUAGGUUUUGCACCAUAUGGAGAGUAUUUUAGAGAAAUAAAGAAGAUAAGUGUUGUUUAUCUCCUUAGCUCUAAGAGAGUGGACUCUUUCACCCCAAUGCUUCAAGAUGAAGUCGCCAGAUUGAUGAAAAAGAUUAAUUCUCUUUCUUCUUCCUCAAAAGUUAUUAAUUUGAGUGAAUUGCUUUUGGGUUAUUCAUCUUCUAACAUUUGUAGGAUUGCAUUCGGCAAGAGGUAUGAAGAUAAUGAAGGGUCAAGAAGCAGAUUUCACAGUCUUUUAAAUGAAGCUCAAGCCCUAUUUACAGCCUUCUUUUUUAGCGACUAUUUUCCUUAUAGUGGUUGGUUGGACAAGCUUACAGGACAAUACAGCAGACUUGAUAAAACAUUCAAAGAUUUGGACGCUUUUUUUGAAGAAAUUAUAAGUGAUCAUAUCAACCCCAACAAGUCUGAAUCUGAAUCAGAUCAUGAGGAUAUCAUUGAUGUUCUUCUUCACCUCAAGAAUCAACGCUGUUUUGAGUUUUCCAUGAACCACAUUAAAGCAAUUUCAAUGAUUAUAUUUAUUGCUGGAACAGAUACUAGCGCUGCCAUGGUUGUUUGGGCAAUGACAGAGCUAAUUAAAAAUGCAAACUCAUUGAAAAUAGUGCAAGAAGAGCUACGUAAUGCCGCACAGAAGAAGGGCGAGGGCUCCAUAGAUAAAACUGAUCUAGCAAACCUUGAAUAUUUUAAGGCUGUAGUAAAGGAAACAUUUAGGCUACACCCUGCAGUACCAUUACUAGCUGUGCAUGAAUCAAUCAAGAAAAGCAUCAUAGAAGGCUAUGACAUUCAACCCAAAACACAAGUAUAUAUUAAUGAAUGGGCCAUUGGAAGAGAUCCUAAAAUUUGGAAAGAGCCAGACAAAUUCAUGCCAGAGAGAUUUUUAGAAAGUACAAUAGAUUUUAAAGGAUAUGACUUUGAAUUAAUACCUUUUGGAGCAGGAAGAAGGAUGUGCCCUGGGUUGAAUCUUGGUGUUACUAACAUAGAACUUGCACUUGCUAAUUUAUUGAUUCAUUUUGAUUGGGAAAUUCCACCAGGUUUGAAUAGAAAAGAUAUUGACACAGAUACACUUCCAGGAAUCACUAUGCAUAAGAAAAAUCCACUUUGUCUUAUGGUAAAACCUUAUCUAUAAAUCAACUAAGUUUUUUUCGAUUUCCUCACGGGCUUUGUUAGAAAUGCAAUAACUAAAUGAAGUUUGUAAAAUAUCAUUAAGUCUUGUUUUUGAAUGUAUUAGAGUAAUAUUUAUAAUUAGAUUAGCGAUUAUAUCUCA